CUCCUUCUCCUCCUCCUCCGCGACCUCCUCCUCCUCCUCCUGUUCUUUCUCCCGAGAAACUUCGCCCAGGCGGUGCGGAACGCCGCUGCGCAGCGGGGGAGGGACGCAGGCAGGCGGCGGGCAGCGGGAGGCGGUAGCCCCGUGCGGUUUCCGCGGCUCCCAGCUGAGCCCCGCGCCCGCCGCGCCAUGGCCCGGAGACCCCGACACAGCAUAUACAGUAGUGACGAGGACGAUGAAGACAUUGAGAUGUGUGAUCAUGACUAUGAUGGGCUGCUGCCUAAGUCUGGAAAGCGCCACUUGGGGAAAACUAGGUGGACCAGGGAAGAGGAUGAAAAGCUAAAGAAGCUGGUGGAACAGAAUGGAACAGAUGACUGGAAAGUUAUUGCCAAUUAUCUCCCGAAUCGAACAGAUGUGCAGUGCCAGCACCGAUGGCAGAAAGUUCUAAAUCCUGAACUCAUCAAGGGUCCUUGGACCAAAGAAGAAGAUCAGAGAGUGAUAGAGCUUGUACAGAAAUACGGUCCGAAACGUUGGUCUGUUAUUGCCAAGCACUUAAAGGGGAGAAUUGGAAAACAAUGUAGGGAGAGGUGGCAUAACCACUUGAAUCCAGAAGUUAAGAAAACCUCCUGGACAGAAGAGGAAGACAGAAUUAUUUACCAGGCACACAAGAGACUGGGGAACAGAUGGGCAGAAAUCGCAAAGCUACUGCCUGGACGAACUGAUAAUGCUAUCAAGAACCACUGGAAUUCUACAAUGCGUCGGAAGGUCGAGCAGGAAGGUUAUCUGCAGGAGUCUUCUAAAGCCAGCCCACCAACAGUGGCCCCCAGUUUCCAGAAGAACAGCCAUCUGAUGGGUUUUGCUCAUCCUCCACCGUCAGCUCAUCUCCCACCGGCUGGCCAGCCCUCGGUGAACAAUGACUAUUCCUAUUACCACAUUUCUGAAGCACAAAAUGUCUCCAGUCAUGUCCCGUAUCCUGUAGCGUUACAUGUAAAUAUAGUCAACGUCCCUCAGCCAGCGGCUGCAGCCAUUCAGAGACACUAUAAUGAUGAAGACCCUGAGAAAGAAAAGCGAAUAAAGGAAUUAGAAUUGCUCCUCAUGUCAACUGAGAAUGAGCUCAAAGGACAGCAGGCGCUACCGACCCAGAACCACACAUGCAGCUAUCCUGGGUGGCACAGCACCACCAUCGCUGACCACACCAGACCUCAUGGGGACAGUGCACCUGUUUCCUGUUUGGAAGAACACCACUCCACUCCAUCUCUGCCUGUGGACCCCGGCUCCCUACCUGAAGAAAGUGCCUCCCCAGCAAGGUGCAUGAUCGUUCACCAAGGGACCAUCCUGGAUAACGUCAAGAACCUCUUAGAAUUUGCAGAAACACUUCAAUUUAUAGAUUCUGAUUCUUCAUCACGGUGUGAUCUCAGCAGUUUUGAAUUCUGUGAAGAACCAGAGUUUUCACCUAGCCAACAGCAUGCAGGCAAAGCCCUACAGCUUCAGCAAAGAGAGGGCAGAGUGACUAGCCCUGCAGGAGAGCCUAGCACGAGGGCGCACAGACUCAAGUUGAACAAGGGUUCCCUUGACCCGCUCAAGCCCUCACCUCCUUCGAGGCACAGCACACUUCCACUGGUCAUCCUACGAAAAAAGCGGGGCCAGGCUAGCCCCUUGGCCACUGGAGACUCUAGCUCCUUCGUAUUUGCUGACGUCAGCAGCUCAACUCCCCAGCGUUCCCCUGUCAAAAGCCUACCCUUCUCCCCUUCACAGUUCUUAAACACUUCUGGUAACCAUGAAAACUUAGACUUGGAAAUGCCUUCUUUAACUUCCACACCUCUCAAUGGUCACAAAUUGACUGUUACAACACCAUUUCAUAGAGACCAGACUGUGAAAACUCAAAAGGAAAAUACUAUUUUUAGAACUCCAGCUAUCAAAAGGUCAAUCCUAGAAAGCUCUCCAAGAACUCCUACACCAUUCAAACACGCCCUGGCAGCUCAAGAAAUUAAAUAUGGUCCUCUGAAGAUGCUACCUCAGACACCAUCUCACCUAGUAGAAGACCUACAGGAUGUGAUCAAGCAGGAAUCGGAUGAACCUGGCAUUGUUGCCGAGUUUCAAGAAAAUGGACCCCCUUUGCUGAAAAAGAUCAAACAAGAGGUGGAAUCCCCAACGGAUAAAGCAGGAAACUUCUUCUGCUCCAACCACUGGGAAGGGGAGAGCCUGAACACCCAGCUGUUCACACAGACAUCGCCUGUGACAGACGUGCCAAAUAUUCUCACAAGUUCCGUUUUAAUGACGCCAGUAUCAGAAGAUGAAGACAAUGUUCUCAAAGCAUUUACAGUACCUAAAAACAGGUCCCUGGCGAGUCCCUUGCAGCCUUGUGGUGGCGCCUGGGAAGCUGCCUCCUGUGGAAAGACGGAAGAUCAGGUGACGGCUUCUGGUCAGGCUCGGAAGUAUGUGAACGCCUUCUCAACCCGGACUCUGGUCAUGUGAGACGUUUCUAGACAAGCAUUAUGGUUUUCAGAACACUUCAAGUUGACUUGGGAUAUGUCAUUCCUUUACAUGAGACUUUUCAUGAAUGGGAGAAGAGCCUAUUUUUGUUGUGGUACAACAGUUGAGAGCAGCACCAAGUGCAUUUAGGUGGAUGAAAUCUUCUGGGAUUUCACCCCACAAAAAGGAUUUUUUAAAAAUAAAUAAAUAACAGUCUUACCUAAAUUUUUAGGUAAUGAAUUAUAGUCAGUUUAAUAUCUUAAUGCAGAUUUUUUUAAAACAUAAAGUGAUUUAUCUGUUUUUUAGAGGACCAAUGGACCAGUAUUUUUUUUUCCUGUGAUGAGGUUUUUGAAAUUUUAUACACACACACACAAAAAAGGUAUUCUAAUAUAUCACUUUUCUCAAUCACUAAACACAAUGCAUUACUGUAAAUGUUGGCUUAAUACCAUGGGAUCUUUAAUCAAGAUUGUAAAUGCUCAUUUAUGGUUAAUAACAUUGGAGGUACAUUUAUUGUACUAAACCAUUUUAUGAGUUUUUUUGUUAGCUUGCUUUAAAAAUUAUU
Molecule: messenger RNA, 3031 nt
Organism: Enhydra lutris kenyoni (northern sea otter)
Lineage: Eukaryota; Metazoa; Chordata; Mammalia; Carnivora; Mustelidae
Product: MYB proto-oncogene, transcription factor
Exons: 16
Coding region: 187-2472 (761 amino acids)
Biological process (GO): regulation of DNA-templated transcription
Cellular component (GO): nucleus
Molecular function (GO): RNA polymerase II cis-regulatory region sequence-specific DNA binding; DNA-binding transcription factor activity, RNA polymerase II-specific
Source: RefSeq, a predicted model, not a curated record